AGAUGAUGGCGGCGGCGGCGGCGGCCCGAGUGGUGGUGUUACCCGCGGUGCGGCGGAGGCUCUGCGGUUUCACCGAGAGGCUCCUGGCCGGAGGUGCUGCCGGGCGGUCACUAUAUUUUGGAGGAAACAGAUUGAGAAGUACACAGGCUGCUACACAAGUUGUUCUGAAUGUCCCUGAAACGCACGUAACCUGUUUGGAGAAUGGACUCAGAGUGGCCUCUGAAGACUCUGGGCUCUCAACAUGCACAGUUGGGCUCUGGAUUGAUGCUGGAAGUAGAUAUGAAAAUGAGAAGAAUAAUGGAACAGCUCACUUUCUGGAGCAUAUGGCUUUCAAGGGCACCAAAAAGAGAUCCCAGUUAGAUCUGGAACUUGAGAUUGAAAACAUGGGUGCUCAUCUCAAUGCCUAUACCUCCAGAGAGCAGACUGUAUAUUAUGCCAAAGCAUUCUCUAAAGAUUUGCCAAGAGCUGUAGAAAUUCUUGCUGACAUAAUACAAAACAGCACAUUGGGAGAAGCAGAGAUUGAACGUGAACGUGGAGUAAUCCUUAGAGAGAUGCAGGAAGUUGAAACCAAUUUACAAGAAGUUGUUUUUGAUUAUCUUCAUGCCACAGCUUAUCAAAAUACUGCACUUGGACGGACAAUUUUGGGACCAACUGAAAAUAUCAAGUCUAUAAAUCGUAAGGACUUAGUGGAUUAUAUAACCACACAUUAUAAGGGGCCAAGAAUAGUACUUGCUGCUGCUGGAGGGGUUUCCCAUGAUGAACUGCUUGAGUUAGCAAAGUUUCAUUUUGGUGACUCUUUGUCCACACACAAAGGAGAAAUACCAGCUCUGCCUCCCUGCAAAUUCACAGGAAGUGAGAUUCGAGUGAGGGAUGACAAGAUGCCUUUGGCACAUCUUGCAAUAGCUGUUGAAGCUGUUGGUUGGGCACAUCCAGAUACAAUCUGUCUCAUGGUUGCAAACACACUGAUUGGCAACUGGGAUCGCUCUUUUGGAGGAGGAAUGAAUUUAUCUAGCAAGCUGGCCCAGCUCACCUGUCAUGGCAACCUCUGCCAUAGCUUCCAGUCUUUCAACACUUCCUACACAGAUACAGGAUUAUGGGGAAUCUAUAUGGUUUGUGAACCAGCCACUGUUGCAGACAUGCUACAUGUUGUUCAGAAAGAAUGGAUGCGACUCUGUACAAGUGUCACUGAAAGUGAAGUUGCACGAGCCAAGAAUCUUCUGAAAACAAACAUGUUGCUGCAACUUGAUGGUUCCACUCCCAUCUGUGAAGAUAUUGGUAGGCAAAUGUUGUGCUAUAAUCGAAGAAUUCCCAUCCCUGAGCUUGAAGCAAGAAUUGAUGCUGUAAAUGCUGAGAUAAUUCGAGAAGUGUGUACCAAAUAUAUUUAUGAUAAGAGUCCAGCUGUUGCUGCUGUUGGUCCCAUUGAGCAGCUGCCAGAUUUUAACCAGAUUUGCAGUAACAUGUGCUGGCUUCAUGAUUAAAAUGCUCCUAAUAAACAUAUUUUGAACAUACAUAUUUAUAAAACCGAGACCUGCAAGUCCUAAAGAAAAAAAAAUGAACAUCUAUACUGGUAAAUAUGAAUGAAAUACUAUCUCAGACUUUGAAAGAAUAAGACCACCACAA
Molecule: messenger RNA, 1620 nt
Organism: Lipotes vexillifer (Yangtze River dolphin)
Lineage: Eukaryota; Metazoa; Chordata; Mammalia; Artiodactyla; Lipotidae
Gene: PMPCB
Product: peptidase, mitochondrial processing subunit beta
Exons: 13
Coding region: 3-1478 (491 amino acids)
Cellular component (GO): mitochondrion
Molecular function (GO): metal ion binding; metalloendopeptidase activity
Source: RefSeq, a predicted model, not a curated record